Messenger RNA from Opisthorchis viverrini, 1775 nucleotides. RefSeq lists its product as hypothetical. The coding region runs from base 294 to 1775 and encodes 493 amino acids. The record is from RefSeq and is a predicted model, not a curated record. Gene Ontology annotation, molecular function: phosphoprotein phosphatase activity. NCBI's taxonomy places the organism in Eukaryota, Metazoa, Platyhelminthes, Trematoda, Opisthorchiida, Opisthorchiidae. The transcript has 8 exons.
UUCGAAUAGGCGUCUGCAUUUCUGCUGUCGCUAGUUUUUGGCUGUUUUUGGUGAUGUCAGCUGUGAGGGUUCAUCCAUUUGGUGUGGAUUCGGAUUUAUUGUCACGAUGCAACCAUUAGAUGUGUCAUGCAGGGUACCCUUUGGGAAUAUAAACUAAGGGCACUCUCCAAAUUAACUGCUCUUUCAAACUUUAACGAGACCUAACAUAUUAUCUGCACUCCAACUUUCUAAAUGACCGAGCUCAGUACAAUCGUUCAGUGUGCAGUUCCCGUGGGUUAAUCGAAUUUGUGAGUAUGUUGCAGAGAUUGUGUACUUCACCGAAAAGCAGCCGUUCCAAAAAACUUUAUUCUUCGCAGACCUGCGCAUCUCAAAUGGGAAAAAAUGCGAAGUCAGGCAGCUAUCCGGAUUAUCCUGGCUACCCUCGCAUAUGUCCGAAGUCAUCAAAGGUCAGACAUCGCAGGAAACGUUCGACCGCCGUGAGAAAGAAUCGACGUCUAUCGGGAUGCCCAAUACUGAAACCACAAACUCAAGGCAACUCCGAGCCUCAUGACGACCCGGGCUAUGUCCGUGCUUCCCACCCGCCUCCACGGUUGCGAGCCAAGACAGUUGGUCAUAGGUCGGAUCUUCGUGUUCCAUGUGCCCCAGUUUCAUCCAGUCCUCAUCCCAAAUGUCUCCCGGUACACUGUGAUCCAUCACAUCACAACCUCAGAACGACUCACUGUACAACAGUAACUAACAUCCCUUCCAUUCCGAUCCCAACAGAGGCAGCCCUCGGGUCAGAUUCACUCACCAUCUCCGACUCGUUUCCCCCUUCUAAUCCUGUUCCAACUCAUCUCCAUCCUUAUAUGAACCAUAUUCCUGUAUCGAAUAACUCUGAUCCGGUGGUAGUAGACGAGAAUUUUCAAGCAUCUUCCCACCCGACCGCACUCGAUUGCCUAGAAAUUCCAUCGAAGUCUGCAUCGCGUGACUGCUGCGAGCAUCAUACGAAUGGAGGUGAUGAGGGUGUAAUGCAUGAACAAGAUCAGUUAAGUGAAACGUCUUCAACUAGUCACAACGAACUGGCUGCCGAGAUUUCAGCGAUCGAGGAGGAGGAAACAGAUGACUUUGAUGAGUCAGAUGCCUACGCGUUCAUACACAGUCUGCCGCCAGUUUCGCCGGAAUUGAGUUAUCAGCUCCCUGCAUUACCAAAGCGAACCCGUUCGGCGCCAGAGUUUUGCCUGGUUCUUGAUUUGGACGAAACUCUUGUUCAUUGCAGCCUAACACCGUUACCGGAUGCCCAGUUCAUAUUUCAAGUUGUGUUUCAAGGAGUCGUUUAUAUGGUCUAUGUACGCAUACGUCCUCAUCUGUACGAGUUUCUGUCACGCGUUUCCGAACGCUUUGAAGUAGUUCUAUUCACUGCAAGCACCAAAGUCUACGCGGAUCGUCUGGUCAACUUGAUCGAUCCGAAGAAAAAGUGGAUAAAACACAGGCUCUUCCGUGAACAUUGUGUGUGCGUGAACGGAAAUUAUGUUAAGGACCUUCGAGUGUUGGGAAGGGAUUUGCGCAAGACCGUCAUCGUGGAUAACUCCCCCCAAGCAUUCGGCUAUCAGCUUGAUAACGGGGUACCAAUCGAAAGCUGGUUCGUCGAUUCAAACGAUCGGGAACUAUUGAAUCUUCUGCCCUUCCUUUUCGAAGUUUCAAAGGCGUUGUUUUGUCCCCAAACUGAACGAAAUGUCAUUCUUGUGUGUUCUUGUGAGGGUGGUGGGUAUUGCGUGGACGGCAAAUUUAUGAGUUGA